Molecule: messenger RNA, 1675 nt
Organism: Malaya genurostris
Lineage: Eukaryota; Metazoa; Arthropoda; Insecta; Diptera; Culicidae
Gene: Mob4
Product: MOB kinase activator-like 4
Exons: 4
Coding region: 64-732 (222 amino acids)
Cellular component (GO): cytoplasm
Source: RefSeq, a predicted model, not a curated record
GCAUCGAAUCAACCGUCACACGCAACUGUCAUCGCUCGAAGAUGAGGAAAACGAUUUUCAACCAUGAAGAUGGCUGACGGUUCCACGAUCCUGAGAAGAAACAGACCCGGAACCAAAGCUAAGGAUUUCUCCAGCUGGCCUGAUGAACCGUUUGAGGAGAUGGACAGCACUCUUGCGGUGCAGCAGUUUAUUCAACAGAUGAUCAAAAAAGACCCCUCCAAUGUGGAGCAGAUUCUGACAAUGCCUGAUGGGCAAGAUGAAGGUGUCUGGAAGUACGAACACCUUAGACAAUUUUGUAUGGAAUUGAACGGGCUUGCGGUGAGACUACAAACGCAGUGCUUUCCCGCAACUUGCACUCAGAUGACGGCCACCGAACAGUGGAUCUUCCUGUGUGCGGCUCACAAAACGCCAAAGGAGUGUCCGGCAAUAGACUACACGCGACACACACUAGACGGGGCCGCCUGCCUUCUCAAUAGCAAUAAAUACUUUCCUAGCAGAGUAUCAAUCAAGGAAUCGUCAGUGUCAAAGUUAGGUUCGGUUUGCCGGCGAGUUUAUCGGAUUUUUUCACAUGCUUACUAUCACCACCGACGAAUAUUCAAUGAAUUUGAGGAGGAAACGUACCUCUGCGUGCGGUUUACCCAUUUCGUCACCAAAUACUCUUUAAUGUCGAAGGAAAACCUAAUCGUUCCAAUUCCCGAGGGUGAGCUUACGCCCGGCGAAAGCGAAGCUUAAUCAUGUGGAAGUUAAACCUGUUACAUAAUAACUCUAGGACAUUUUAUUACACCCAAUACACACAAAAAUACAGUGACAGUGUUCAUCACAUUCUUAAUUUUUCCAUUCUCGUCUACGUGCUCUGUUCAUUUCAUAACUUGUUUCUAUUUUAUGUACAAUAAAUUCAUACUUGAAUUCAAACAGCUGAAAGAUUUCCUCUUCAGUCUUGGUUAUUAUCAACCUAGAAUGAAUGGGUUUGCUGCUUAUGUAAAACGCUAUUUAUAUCAUGUAUAAUUAAUCAAAAUUGUAAUCAUGGGUAUAACAUAGUUAUAUAAACAAACAAACAAAAAUUACAAAAUCGCGGAUACUAGACAUGCAUAUUGGAAACAUUCAAACUAUUUAUCCUACUGAAACCAUAAAAAAACUGUCCAAAGCUUUCCAACAGCUGACCACUAAGUAAGCAGCAAAAUUCAAACAAUAACUAACUGUAAGAAUAAUCAAACGGUAACAAAAUUUCCGUCGGAAAAAGUUGAUUAUUUAUAUUCUUAAAUUCGGAAAACAAUUUUCCCUAUCAACCUUCGCUGUGUAAUUUCCCAAUCAAGUCGGGUCUGUUCUAUCUGAUAAAGAAAAGCAACUGUAACAAAAAAACUACGAAAAACCAAAACAAACUCGUUCAUAGGGUUAAAAAUUACACGGAAUCUUAUUUGAGCAACAUACAGUAUAUGUGUCAGUUUUUUACGCUACUUGAGGUUAGAUUGUAAUAACAAAUAACAGAAACACCCGUUCGCAUAUAAUAGAAUCACAAAAUCAUAUAGGAACCGCAUGGCAAAGAGUGACCACCAAUAAAUCCAGAGGAAAAUGUUAUGCAAACGGCUUGGGAAAUGUUUACACGUGAAAAAACAGAUUAUGUAAUCUAGAAUUGAAAACAGGAAAGUCGAAUAAAACCAUUAGUAUCAUAUUAAAA